Opisthocomus hoazin is the source of this 2144-nucleotide messenger RNA. Lineage: Eukaryota; Metazoa; Chordata; Aves; Opisthocomiformes; Opisthocomidae. The record is from RefSeq and is a predicted model, not a curated record.
AUGCGCUGUGAGGAAUGCUGCUGCUGCCUCAGAAAACUGUUUGUGGGUGGCUUGGACUGGAGUACCACACAAGAAACUCUUCGUAGCUACUUCUCCCAGUAUGGAGAAGUUGUAGACUGUGUAAUAAUGAAAGACAAAACAACAAACCAGUCUCGAGGAUUUGGAUUUGUCAAAUUUAAAGAUCCCAACUGUGUGGGAACAGUACUGGCCAGUAGACCUCAUACGUUAGAUGGCCGAAAUAUUGAUCCAAAGCCAUGUACACCUAGGGGGAUGCAACCAGAAAGGACACGACCGAAGGAAGGAUGGCAGAAAGGAUCCAGGAGUGAUAACAAUAAAUCAAAUAAAAUUUUUGUUGGUGGGAUUCCUCAUAACUGUGGCGAGACAGAGCUCAGGGAAUACUUCAAGAAAUUCGGAGUGGUCACUGAAGUUGUAAUGAUCUAUGACGCAGAGAAACAGAGGCCCCGAGGUUUUGGAUUUAUUACUUUCGAGGACGAACAAUCAGUGGACCAGGCUGUCAACAUGCAUUUUCACGACAUCAUGGGCAAAAAAGUGGAGGUGAAACGCGCAGAACCUCGUGACAGCAAAAGCCAAACUCCCGGGCCCGCCGGUGCCAGUCAGUGGGGAAGCAGGAUCAUGCCAAGUGCUGCCAACGGCUGGGCAGGUCAGCCCCCUCCGACCUGGCAGCAAGGAUACGGCCCUCAAGGGAUGUGGGUGCCAGCUGGACAGGCAAUUGGUGGAUACGGACCACCUCCUCCAGGGAGAGGAGCUCCUCCACCACCACCACCGUUUACCUCAUACAUAGUCUCUACACCUCCUGGAGGAUUCCCACCUCCGCAAGGAUUUCCACAGGGCUAUGGCACCCCUCCACCUUUUAGUUUUGGUUACGGGGCUCCACCUCCUCCACCUGACCAGGUUGCCCCACCUGGAGUACCCCCUCCACCUGCCACUCCAGGGGCAACACCACUAGCUUUUCCACCACCUCCACCACCAUCUCAGGCAACUCAGGACAUGAGCAAACCCCCAACUGCUCAGCCAGAAUUCCCGUACAGUCAGUUUGGGCUGGGUACCUAUUCUCAAGACCCUUCAGGCUACGCGCCAUACUUUGUUUACACUCUUAUGGUCAGGCUGAGCUGUGAGAAACCUAGGGUAUGGACAAGACUUGAGUGGUUUCGGACAAGGUUUCUCUGACCCCAGCCAGCAGCCCCCUCCCUACGGAGGCCCCUCGGUGCAACCAUCCAGUGGCCCACCGGCAGGAGGAAGUGGCUUUGGACGAGGACAGAACCAUAACGUGCAAGGAUUUCACCCCUACAGGCGCUAGCGUGGGCUGGCAAUCAGGGAAUUCUGUCCGCCCGGGGACGGCUGGUGCCCGCGAACCCAGGAAUCCCAGCCCGUCGUAACUUGUGACAAGCUCAUCCUGGAGGGAAGAAAAACCUAACAACUUUUUUUUUUGGGGGGGUGGGGUGGGGGAAGAUGGCUUCUGAAGGCAAAGCUGUGGGUGUUUGGACUGCAGUUUUUAAAUACUUUCCUUUCUCUAACCCAUCAGCACAAAUAAAGAAAAUGUCACUGGUUCAAACUACAGGGUUUUAAAAAUGUCUUCAGCUUUAAUUCAAAACUUCAGGUUUCUUUUUUUUGAAAUUAUUUUUCCUGAGCCUUUGUUUUACCGUAUAUUGUAAACUUUUAUGUUUAAAAGAAAAAAUAUAUACAUUUACAGAUUGUGAAAUUUUUAAGAGAAAUUUUCUACUAUGUAUGCUGGCUUAUUUUUUAAUUUAAAACAGGGUUUCCGUUAGCACUGUUGGAAGUGAGGGUAAGCUGCAACCCCCUUACUCCUGACAUCAGUGGUGGGGCGGAUGGUUCAGAAACUCUGGGAGUUAAAAGAAAUCUACUGAGUGUAUUUUGCUUUUGUUACCCGAUGGUGUAGGGCUGGUAACAAGGCAGGUGCAGACUUGUCGACGCACAGAGUCACUUACGGAGCGCAGCGUUAGAUCUGUGCUUCCAGCGCUUUCAAAUCCUCUGUGGAUUUCAGUAGGGGUUAACGGAGGCCUUGUUAAGAUGUAGAUUUCCCUCAGGCAAAAGGUUUAGGUGCAUUUUGCACUAACCAGUGAUUACCCCUGGUUUGAAUAAAGAAAAGUACAUUUGGAUUAGAA